AUGGAGAACACUAAUGCAUCACAGCUAAUUUUAAGGGCAGCUGAAUACCAGAGUAUUAUAGAUUCCAUAAAAGCUAGAGACCAAGACACAUUAAAUGCUCGUAUACAAUUGAGCAUUGUAGAAACUUUGCCUCCUGGAUUUAAAGACAAGUUUACACUGUUUAGUACGACAAAUUCUGGAACAUUUUCCACUGCUACUGUAUCGCAAACUAAACCUAUUGGUCGGAUUGACGUUGAUAGUUUGAAAAUCAUAAUAAAGGCUACUGAGUUGACAGACAAUAGACGUUUCAACCGAGCUGUAAUUGACGUACACAUAAAACCGUCAAAUAUUUCUUGCCCAGAAAAAGAGAAUUCAACAAUGAAACAAUGCAGUAAUGCUGUCCCUAUAGUUGGUGCUGUUUUAGGGAUUCUGUUGGCAAUUGUUGUCAUCAUUGUUGUGGUUCUCAUAGUGAAGCUGAGAAAACAAGGUGACAGGGAUAUGGUGACACAAGAACAAAGAAUUCCAGUACACCAAAAUGAAGGAUUUUCUACUGGACAUACAAUUGAAAGCAGACAAUCAUCCAGAAAAUAUGAUGAAAUCGGAAUGAGAUCACCAGACAAUGUUUAUGACGAGUUACACAAUGACCAAUAUUUAGAACCAGUUUGAAUUGUUCGAUGGAAAACAUUAAGAGCAGUGACAUUACAGACAUUCAACUUAAUGAAAAAAAAAUGCUAAUUUGAGAGAAAUUUGUUUAAUAACACUCAGGCUAUAGCAAAAUGUUCAUUGGCCUAAGGGACGAUAUAAAUAUGGUGUAUUGUCGUUACAUGUAUUGAGCUUUUCAUUUUUGUGUACACUUACUAUCUUAGUAUCUAUCUAGAAUGCACAAGAAAAAAAAUUUAAGAAGUCUUUAAAUUAGUUAUCUUAUGGGAUAACUCCAAUAAAUGAAAAU
This is a messenger RNA of Mytilus californianus (California mussel), 928 nucleotides long. RefSeq lists its product as uncharacterized. The transcript is spliced from 8 exons. The record is from RefSeq and is a predicted model, not a curated record. NCBI's taxonomy places the organism in Eukaryota, Metazoa, Mollusca, Bivalvia, Mytilida, Mytilidae. The coding region runs from base 1 to 645 and encodes 214 amino acids.